UCGGGUCCAGGGUGUCCUGAGGACAGCUUGUUGUGUCUUUCCGGAUCCACAAUAGACCAGAACCCUACAACACUGUGAGUCUCACACUGCACUGACUAGACAUGGAUUACUCUAUUCGCACAACCAACGUGGAGGACUGCAAGGAUAUCUCGCGGAUGAUCAUGGAAUUGGCUGAAUAUGAGAAAGUCACAGAUCAUGUGAAAGUGACACAAAAAGACUUGGAGCAAGACGGCUUCUCCAAGAACCCGUUCUUCCAUGGGAUCAUCGCUGAGGUUCCUGAACAGCACAGAACCAAAGAUGGCCAUACGAAGAUAGGAUAUGCACUUUACUUCUUUUCCUAUAGCUCGUGGAAGGGCAGAGCUGUGUACAUGGAGGACUUAUACGUGAUGCCAGAGUUCAGAGGGAAGGGCAUUGGUAAAGCACUCAUGAGCAAAGUAGCACAGUUGGGAAUGGCUGCCGGCUGUACACAGUUCAACUUCACCGUUCUCGACUGGAACAAAUCAUCUCUGGACUUUUACCUUAGUCAGGGCUGCACCAACGUCACAGCUGAUAUGGGCUACCAAUAUAUGAGCUGCAAUGGAGAAGCUCUGGAGCGCCUGGCCCAACCCUAACCCAACAGCGGGCUCAUGACCUCUUGACUUUUGCAAUCAUGAGGUCGACUCACACAAUGCAAAACUCAGAGGCCCUGUUCCAAAACUUGACAAUCACAGUUGUGCUUAUUUCUCAAAACGCUAAUAUAAUGUAUAAUAAUAUAAUGUGACCAUUUGCUAAGCCCCACCCACCAUACUUACAAGCUUUCCAUUCUUGAAACGGAGCAGUUUACAGUGAUGAUGGUGGCAGAUUUACUGCUCAAAUUAUCAAAUCAAAUCAAAUCAAAGGGGUUUUAUUUCACACAGCAGUAAACAAAAGCAGGUUUCUCAUUUCUAGUUAGCUAACAUUAUUUUAUUGGUUAGUUGGCUAUGACAUUUCCAAAUUUUGCUUGAAAACAAGAACGCAGUAAAAUGCAUAUGAUGGCUACAUACAUGAUAUAAUGCUAAAAAUGGAGAAAAAAAACUAGCAGUCUAGCAUCAUCUGGAGUUAAUGAUGAAAGUUGUAGACAUGUAAAUAAACAGUAUUUUUUGUCUUACAGUGUAGAACUUGUUAGAAAAGUUUGUGUGAAUAAAAAAUGUAACAAGUUAUUUGUUCUAGCGUAACCAUGUUUGGAUAUUUACUAUAGAAAAGACAUGCAAGAACAAGCAGAGGUUGGAUAUAUGAUUUAUCUAGUUUAUCAGAUUUUCAGAACCAUAAUUAAAAAGUGAAUCAAAUAUGACUGAAUUGAAAAAGAGUACAAACAUAAGAAAAUAAAAUUAUGCUUGUUAAAGGUAAAAAGCACUGGUACUAUGCAAUUGCUUUUGACCUGCAGGGGUUGCGCUAACACUACAUGUCCAUGUCUCUUCAAUCCAAAUGUUUUUUGUGCUCAGUAUAUAUGGUAAAAUAAGGAUUUACAAAAUAUAUACAUACUAUCUAUAUAUACACAAUAAAAUUGAAAAAAAAACCUUUA
Molecule: messenger RNA, 1540 nt
Organism: Scomber scombrus (Atlantic mackerel)
Lineage: Eukaryota; Metazoa; Chordata; Actinopteri; Scombriformes; Scombridae
Gene: sat2a.1
Product: spermidine/spermine N1-acetyltransferase family member 2a, tandem duplicate 1
Exons: 6
Coding region: 102-611 (169 amino acids)
Molecular function (GO): N-acetyltransferase activity
Source: RefSeq, a predicted model, not a curated record